ACCUCAAAUGUAGCCAAUCAAUAGCUUUUGUUUUCUGCUGAGAAAAAAGAAAUGAGACAUCGGGCCAAACCAAAACAUCUUACUCCUCCCAUCAUUCUUGAGUCUUUUUCCUUCAAAGUGAGUACCUUGCUUUAUGUGCUAAGAAGUGUAGUCUCGCUGAACAGUUAACAUAUCUUUCUCUCCUUGGAAUGUCCUCUCCCUUCUUGAACCUAGAUGGAACUCCUCUCUGUGAUCCCGUUCUUGGCCACGGCGGAACAGGAGUCGUCGUUCGACGAGGUGACAUCGCCGUCAAGCUGCCAUUGAGGUAUAUUGGUGAUAACGACGAUGAUACCCAAGCGAACUGUCUUGUCAUCAAACAUGAAGAAGAUGUGUAUCGACGGCUACAGGAUUGUGAUGGUGUUGUGCGUUGCUUCGGCUUCCCUGGAUAUUGCAUUCAAAUGGAGUUGAUGGAAAAUGGAGAUCUUGCUACAUAUCUGAAGAGACAACGCCCGGUGCAGUCCCUUCAGCUCUCAUGGUUUCGGCAAAUGGCUCAUACACUUGUUCACAUACACAACCGUUGUGUUAUAGUGGCAGAUAUUGCUACAAAAAAUUUCGUUCUCAACGCCGACCUCUCCAUUAAAUCCUGUGACUUCACUGAGUCCUCUAUUCUGCCCCUUGGUUCUGACAUGGAGCGCGCCGACGACCAUGGUUACUCAAUUUACACGGACAUUGGCCAAUUGGGUGCUGUGAUAUAUGAGGUUAUAACCGGGCAGCAUUGCGAAUUUGAUCUGUUUAGGGAUCAGCCAUCGGGGCCUGCCUGCGCAGCCUGGCCGCGGCGGGAGAUUCUCCCUUCCACCAAGAAUGUUUGGCUUGGUUCAAUCAUUGAAAAGUGUUGGACUAAAGGUGCAUUCCAGAAUGCGACAAGUCUACUGGCUGCACUAGAGUUAGUCUCUCUAGAUUGUCCACCCGAACAUGAAAAGAGGAUACAUGAACAUUUAGGGUUCCAUGUCAACAUGUUUGAGAUACGGCCCCAUCUCUCGCUUCCACAGGCGAGGAUGCUUGACAAAUAUUUAUCACAUGAGAAAUUAAAUCAGACUCAGCAACUGAACUGGGCGCGGGAAGCUGCUGCUGCUGUCUCAUAUGCACAUUCAAAGCAUGUCCUUAUUGGUGGUUUUGCCGCACGAAGUUUCCUAAUUGCAGAUAGGCAAACACUCAAAUUAUGCCACUUUGCAAACUCUCGCAUCGUUCCUAAAUAUCUAAAUAUUGACAAAAUCAAUGAGGACGGUCUAUCAGUCAAGUAUGACAUAGCCUGUUUCGGUUCCCUAAUCUACAACAUUGUUACAGGAAGGAAGUUCGAAGUUCCCAUCUGUCAACUAUCCAAUUCUAGUGUGCAGGGUUGUGGUGAGGAUGCAGCAGUUUCUGAAACUAGGGACUACACAAUUCCACGACAAAUAGAUAAAGGCAUACAUGGAGAGCUUCCUAACACAGUGGGCGUAUUCAUGGGCAAUGUAAUCCGGGACUGUUGGGAUCAGGACGGGUAUCGGAGGAUGGAAGAUGUCUGUAGCGCACUCUCUGAGCUCUCAGACCGCGAUCUCUCGGGUUUAGUCUUAAGAACUAUGGCAGGAAGCAACUCCGUACACUGCUCUUUGCAAUCUAUGUUGACGGUGAAGAGCCGGUUUUGCCCUCAUUUAUUUCAUCUUUGUUUCGUCCCUGUGGUUGCAGUUGUGGCUGUCUCGCUGAUAUUUCUUGUCCUACAUUGAGCUUUCUACAAAGCAGCCAGGCCUGACUUAUGAGAAGCCGGACAGAGAUUUGAGAUACAGGACAGAAUGGGAGUCUAGUCAGCUUUAUUGUAUUGCUACUGUCUAAUCAUAUGCUCAGGUGAAAGUUUGUUAUUCGACCCUGGUUUCUUCUCGCUUAAUAAAUUACCAUUAGAGAUGAAGAAAAACGAGUCAGCUCCUCUUUCACUGUUGAAGCAGCUGAGGCUCAUCAUGUAUUAAUUUAAUUCUAUAAUAUGCUAUGGAUGGUUGCUAAGUGACAAUCUAGCUGUCGGCGCCCCGGAUCAGACCCCACUGAGCAGAGAUACUGUGAGUGCCAAAACUUCGCUGACUUCCCGCAGCCAGCAUGAAGCAUGUUUAGCACCCUUUUGCGUCCAACAUUAACGCCAUAGGCGGGAUCGAGGCCCCGUUGGAACUAUGGUGUAGUCACGAUGAUUGGCUUGCACUUUCUCUUCCACUUCCAUGUGUCAGUCAUCGGCGAUGCUCCCCUUUCCCGGAGUUUUGAGGACCAUCGCUGCUGCAGGGCGUUUAAUUUUCGGUGUGGAAACUGCUGCUUGAUCUCCCACCAACGCCAGCCGCGCGUCUUCAGAUCCUUUAGUCGCUCAUCUUCACCCUGGGUCCACCGAGAUCUCUUCUUGUCCAGCUCCGCGGUCCCUGGAUCCUUGUCCACACUUUCGGUGUCGACCUCAGCUACCUCACCAUCCAUGGCACGCUCGGCGUCCGUUGAAGGAUUCCUACGGAGGUCGAGGAGCCUUUGAGCAAAGGCAGACACCAGCGCGGAAAUGUCCUCUGGGGAUAACAGCCGCGGGCUAAAAGUAUGCUCGGAGCCGCCGGCGGGUGCCACCGGCGGGUGCCACCGGACCGCAGCGUGUGCACCAUUCGUGAUCCACGCGUGUGGAGCUUAUAGAGUGCUCCGUGGCAGCCACUGAUCGCCCGCUGCGAGGCGCCCGCUUGACCUCUUGAUGAUGCCCAACGGCUCGCGCACCCCGAGAUCGAGAUUGUGGUCGACAUGAUGUGGUAGCGGCUGACCGUGAGGAAAUCUUGCGCCGCUUUGAUUGCUGCUUCACUGAAUCACCGCCGUCGCUACUCGCGGUGUAAUCUCCGUCCGAAUCAUCAGAGGGAUCAGUCGUGCCGGUUAUGUCCCACUUCCCCCAGUUGUCAUCUGUAGGCUGUGUGGGGCUACCGGGAAGAUGACGGUCCUCAAUCAAAAUUUUACGCUUUGAUUUUGACCGGGUGUUCCGUUGGUGGGUCCCGGGGUCAUGCUGUGCACUUUCGUUCCCCUUGAUUUUUUCCGGGUCUUCUCGAUGGCAAUGGGAGAUGGAUGGAAUCACAACCGCGACCAUAGACUCCAUAGACUCCAUUGACCCGACAUCGGAUCGGCGGUACCGUCCCGUGAAGGGAGAUUGGCAUUGCCCAGUGUUGCAGGCGUAGGCGUCAGCGUCAGUCUUGCCCUUAUGUUGAUCCAGUUUCACAGAGUGAGCCACCAACAUGGCAGAAGUAGAAUCUGCAUUCUCAUCUGAGGAUGCGGAGCCCCACUGUGCUGUAGUGCUACUCUUAGUACUGAUGUCUGUUUCUACAAACAUGUGUGAGGAACAUAGGCCUGUAAUUAAAGGAAUGCGGUGCAGACUCACCUUGGCUGCCAUGUGGGGAUUCUUGAUUGAGUGUUUCAUCUUGCUCCCUAUUCAACUCCAACAAGUGAGGUUGCUCCUCUGAUGCCGACAGAGGAUUCGAUUUACCGUUUCUGGUGAGUGGUUCCGCCAACGAAGCGGAUUGGGUCGUAAUGGAGCCCAGGAACAACUCCAGACUAGGUGAGGCUUCAUUCGUCUUCUCCUGGCAUCGAUCCUCAUUCCUCUUGUGAAAAUCUGGAAGGAGAUCUGGAUUAGAGAUGCAAGAAGCCCAGAACGUUCGACGCCCUUGGAAGAGAAGAAGGGACAACGAAGAAACCAAUAAGCCUACCUAUGGGAUCAUGUCUUGCAUCGUACGGGUGCGGCCGCGAAUCUAGAGUGAUGAUGUCGCCACAAGAAGUGAUGUCAGUGGUCAAGUCCACAAAGCUCUUGCUGUCGAGGCCUUCGGCAAUUCCAUUCUCUAUAAAGGCCUUAUCGAAAUCGUUCAGCACAAUAGCCUGUGCCAGAUCUUGGCCGUUGCGGCCGCCUUGAAGUGGGGCGCACGGUGGGACACUGGAAGGGGGACGGCUGGGUAGGGGAUGUGGUUUCAGUGAUACAGGGUGCAUGGGCUGAGUCUGGAGAGAUACAGAUGUAGAGUAUGGAGGGGGGUUGGCGACAUUAGGACGGCCAGGUAGGCAGAAGGGGAAGAGGGAGAGGGGAUGGAGAGGCCUGGGGGGUUUGAGAGGGAGUGUUGUGGGUGUAGAGCAUGGAGGGCGAAAGUGAUCGGGAUGGGCUUGAAAGGUUUUACGUUCUGGCUGAGAGGGGGUAUAGUUGAUGAACUCCAUGGGGGCCAAAUGAUAUUCACCUGCUCUGAAAUGGUCUCACGGGCUGUUUGGUUCAAUCUCGCUGGUGAGGUUCACAAUUUUGCGGGAGGAAGAAGGCCAUCUAUAUAGCAGGUUCAGAAGUGCGGCACUCACUGGCUCAAUGCAGAGCAAGAUGGCUUGAGCUUCACUGUGCCAAAGGAGCGGGUGCCAUUUUCUGACCCAAACCAGCGCAUGGCAUGAGCUAAGCCGACCAAGAACCGUCUCCCCAACCACAUUCGAAAAGCACGGCGAGCCCAUCUUAGCAGCCUCUCACACUGCGAACGGCAUAUGUAACUCCCUAAUGCAACCUGAGCAAGAAGAAGGCAGCGCCAGGAUGAUCAUAAUCUAUUAAGAAACCCCAAAUGAUGCCUAGAUUGGCUACAACAAUCCAUUUCACUGCAGAUAUAGGAACAUGACUAAAUUACAUGUGAGUUCUGUGGUGAGGAUAACCAGCAGGGGUCGAUGUUGCAAGGCAUACCAGCCGAUACCAUCCAGCUUGCGCAGCCCGCUAACACCUCAUCAUCCAAGCUUAAGCUUCGCCUCCAGCAAGGAAAUUGAAUAUGUCGUCGCCCUUGCAGGGGAUAAGGGAUGCAGGUGGCGGUGAGCCGGCCCACCGUUUGUCAAGAGGAGGAGGGAUACAGGCGUCAGGGUUCGGCGAUCGCCGAUGAAGAGGGGGGAACAAGGGAAGGCUGACAUUGGAAAGGAAAACGAGGUAGAAAGUGCGUGCACAAGAGAGGGAAAGGGGAGCAUCUUAUAUAGUUGCGAUGGGUGACGUCGAUAACGGGCCACAGGCCACAGCAGCAAGAGCAAGCGCGCGCCAUCCCCGAACAGGCGGCGCCAAACCGAAAUCGGACAUGCCAGACCCCGAACAUGCAAAUCGAAAUUCUCCUUAUAAGUGAUUUUGUUAUAAUAAUAAUUAUCAUGUCAUUUCAACAGAUAUAUAACAGUUUGAAAAUUCUGCUAUAGUUCUAUUUUUACAUAUCAAAUAUCAAUGAAAAAUGAAUUUUAAUGAG
Messenger RNA from Blastomyces dermatitidis ER-3, 5234 nucleotides. Its product is annotated as serine/threonine protein kinase. Gene Ontology annotation, molecular function: protein serine/threonine kinase activity; ATP binding. Gene Ontology annotation, biological process: protein phosphorylation. Gene Ontology annotation, cellular component: cytoplasm. The transcript has a single exon. NCBI's taxonomy places the organism in Eukaryota, Fungi, Ascomycota, Eurotiomycetes, Onygenales, Ajellomycetaceae. The coding region runs from base 189 to 1739 and encodes 516 amino acids. The record is from RefSeq and is a predicted model, not a curated record.